Penicillium atrosanguineum is the source of this 1404-nucleotide messenger RNA. RefSeq lists its product as uncharacterized. The record is from RefSeq and is a predicted model, not a curated record. Gene Ontology annotation, cellular component: mitochondrion. Gene Ontology annotation, molecular function: malonate-semialdehyde dehydrogenase (acetylating, [NAD(P)+]) activity; methylmalonate-semialdehyde dehydrogenase (acylating, NAD+) activity. Lineage: Eukaryota; Fungi; Ascomycota; Eurotiomycetes; Eurotiales; Aspergillaceae. The coding region runs from base 1 to 1404 and encodes 467 amino acids. The transcript has 6 exons. Gene Ontology annotation, biological process: thymine catabolic process; L-valine catabolic process.
AUGUCCCGUUCAAAAGAGUGGACGAGAGUCCUUGACCCGGGGACACAGGCUUUGAUCUCUAGAGUACCUAAUUGUACACAUCAGGAGGUACAAAGUGCAGUGAGCGCGGCCCAGGCAGCCCAGCCGGACUGGGAGGCAUUGGGGUUUCAAAGCCGAAGGGACUAUCUCCUCAAGCUCAUUGAUGUUUUGAGAGGAAUGUCAGAUGAAAUUAUAGCAACUCUAUCUCGCGAGGUCGGCAAAACGGCCGGAGAGGCAGAGUCAGAAGUGUUUAGAGGCAUUGACUGCAUCCACGCGGCAUGUUCAAUAGGUCCUGAAAUGGCGGGCAUGUUUCUUGGCUCUGAUCCUACCAUUCUCCAGACCUUCUACGAGCCACUGGGCGUCUGCGUUACAAUCACCCCCUUCAGUUUUCCCUUCAUGACACCUCUCUGGUCAAUUCCAUAUGCGCUUGCAACUGGAAAUACAGUGGUUCUCAAACCCUCCGAGAAAGCCCCUUCUGUGGCAUGUCUCCUGAGCGAAGCAGCACUCCGCGCUGGCCUUCCUCCUGGAAUCUUCAACCUAGUCCACGGUGGCCACUCGGUUGUCCAGAUGCUCAUUCUGCAACCGUUGGUACAGGCUGUCAGUUUUGUUGGAUCGGAGUCAACAGCAAAACAAGUCCACGAUAUCUCACGCAAAGCAGGGAAACGGGUCCAGGCGGAAUGCGGAGGAAAGAAUCAUGGUGUUAUUUUGGACGAUGCGAGCAUGAUGCCAACGCUAUUUGCAGUCGCCGGGAGUGCUUUCGGAGCUGCAGGACAGCGAUGCAUGUCUCUGAGCGUUGCUGUGUUUGUUGGUGAAACUCGAGAAUGGAUACCGAAGCUGGUUGAGAUAGCCGAAUCUAUGAUCGUGGGAUAUAGUGGCGACGAAGAAACAAAGGUCGGCCCCCUCAUCGAUCGGUCGGCAAAGGAGAAAGUGAUAGGCUUUAUUGAUCGUGCGGCCGAGGAAGGCGCUACUCUUCUAUGUGAUGGACGCGAUGUUCUUGUCCCUGGUUAUCUUGACGGUAAUUUCGUGGGCCCAACGAUUAUCACAGACGUGGAAACCUAUAUGGAGUGUUAUCAAAGCGAGAUAUAUGGCCCUGUCCUCAUCUGCAUGCAGGUUGACACACUCGAUAAUGCUGUUGAUUUGAUCAACCAAAAUAAGUAUGGGAAUGGAUGUUCCAUAUUCACAACCAGUGGAAAGCAUGCGAAAACCUUUCAACGCGCUGUCAACGUGGGACAAAUUGGAAUCAACAUUCCUUUGAUUGCUCCGUAUGGACCCGCGGUGAGAACCAGCAACAAAGCCUCAUUCAUGGGAGAUCGACACGUUCCAGGGAAGACAUACUGGCCUUUCUUCACUACAACUAAAACUGUUUCAGCCCGAUGGGACCAAUAA